This is a messenger RNA of Trematosphaeria pertusa, 2058 nucleotides long. RefSeq lists its product as uncharacterized. Bases 339 to 1754 code for a protein of 471 amino acids. The record is from RefSeq and is a predicted model, not a curated record. The transcript is spliced from 2 exons. NCBI's taxonomy places the organism in Eukaryota, Fungi, Ascomycota, Dothideomycetes, Pleosporales, Trematosphaeriaceae.
CCAAUUGCAGUGCUCACCCUCAGAGCCUUCCGGGCUUAUCAACCAUCGUCUCGAUCAGCAAUCGAAUACUCGAAUACACGGCCUGAAGCCUUACUUCGUACGUCCGCACCCCUCCACGCUCUGGAGAAGCUCCUAGACUUUCACUUCGACAGCUUCGUCUGAAGCCUGCUCCGGGCACUAGUCAGCUAGUGGUAUGGCUGCCUAGCAGCGAGAAAUCAUACGACCAGAGCUCCUCUGAGAGCAAUCAGCUUGCGUUGCUGACCGCGCUCAGAGAACUCUCAGUCUGUCGAAUCCUCGCCCCGGCCUCUCCCCCUCCGGGUCCGCUAUCGGCGUACACAAUGGCGAAUUCCUCGAGCGGAGAUUGCGUUCAGCGGCAAGGGACCGAUUUCCAAUGCAUGCCUCUCGAGCUCACCACAAUGAUCGUCGAGCAGCUGGAAGAGUUCGACCUAGCCUCUCAGUCGCAUUCAAGCUUCAUAGAAAUGCCGACCGAUAGGCUAGUCCUAGCACGGCACUGGCCUGCCCGGGAGGAUGUAAUGUGGGUUACCUUCACCAACGCUUCACGAAGCAACAUUUACAACGCCCGGUCUGCUUCACGGAGAUUAUACGCUGCUUCCUUCAAGAGCUUCGCAAAGCUUUUGGGCGAUCGUCGCUUCCGCCUCACUAAACCCAACAUGGGCGAUUUGAAAGACAUAAGCCGAGCAGGAUUCCUUCGUCCCUACGUUCAAACUCUCACCUUCGGGACUGCGACUUUCCUUCCACCGGACCACAAGAUCCUUCACGACUGCCUCCAAGGGCUGAAGCAGCGAGAUCGUGAUCGACUGGUUGCCUCCUACAAUAAGUGCGCUACGUGGCAACAGACCCAUAUGCCUGACUUGCCUGCGAGCCUUGCAGCGGUACUUGGCGUAUUUCCGCAGUUGGACACCAUCCGUAUUGCGGUAUUUGACUUCCCGGCCGAGCUUGCGGGAUGGUUGGGACCUGGCGACCAGGACAUCGUUCACGCCGACUUCAGCUCUCUCCACAGGAACGAAUAUCGAGGCGAUACCUCCCGGCUCUACCGGUCCGGUACACCGAAGGUUCUCCCUUGUAUCUACAAAGCUCUAGGUCUAACCAACCUCAAUCUCAAGAGCAUCAGCAUUUCGGAUAGCACCUAUUUGUACGUGAAUCCAAGGCCUAUCAUGCAAUUCUCAGCUCUCCGGACUCUACGCAUAUCAAUGCUCCGGCAGUACAUCCUGCCUAGCGGAGGGGUUCCUUCACCAAUUAUACAGAUCCUUGCAACAAUGUCAGAGUUAGAAGACUUGGUUCUGAUAACUCCAGGAGGUGGAAGUGACUAUAUGGAGUCCGUUAACCUGGGCGUGCCGAUUCGGUCGUCAAUGUUAAAGAAGAUCUCUCGGGUCUCGGAAGAAGUCUUCAAUUCUCUCCGCUACCACAGGAAACUCCGACGCAUUGAAUUAUCGGAGGCCUGGGCAUUCACGGAAGCCGACUUGACGACAUUUAUUACGACCCAUUCGGACGCCCUCCAGUGUCUGAUCCUCCGAUAUCCGCUAUUGACUGCCGGGUCAUGGCAUUCGGUGCUCUCGAAUAUCGCCGGUACUACGGACAACAAGUUGGAGUUCCUCAGCAUUCGGUGGCCUUUCGAGCAGGAUGUCGCCGAUGGCCGACUUUUGUCUGUCGAUAUCCCCCCGGAGAAGCUUUCAGCACGCACAUAUCCUGUGAACUUUCAAUCUCUCAGUAUACAUGGCGGGACGGCAAAAUGAGCCGCAUCUGAGUCUCUCCGCUUGGGGGCAGGCGCUUAGCGGCUUUUAGAGGAAUUAUGUCAAGGCAGGUUUGUGAGACAGGGAAGAAUGGGUUUUCCAGUGUGUGUUUUGGAUUGGUCUGAGCCUUCAAUUGGUGUUUUCGGGGGUUUGUGUCCAUCAGAGCUCAAACCUUAGAGCUCGAGGGACUACAUGGGAUAUCGGGUGCUUUAAUGUGAAUGAAAGCUUCCUUCUGGGCAGGGGGGUGACGCAUGUCAACCGAGGGGAUAAGGUAGAUAUGGCUAACAAAAACUGUAUAUCAAACAAC